CUGUAGCUACCUGUCACUACUGGUCGAGUUGAACAUGAAAGUGAAAGCAGUGAAAUCCCCAGAUUGUUAGGCCUAGUCACCGCUCCAGACGGUAAAAGGUGUUGCUCAGUAACCAGGGACAUUCAAUGGCAAGCGGUGAUCAGAUGGCAGAGAUUGGGGAACCUGGGGACAUGGAGGAGGUCAAAGAAGCUCAGGGUCUAGAGGACGGAUCCUCCCUCAAAUCCACCAUGGAGAGGAAUGGGAAGAUCCAACCCGAUGGCCCGGUGAAGGAGAAGAAACUGGGGAUGAUGAAGCAAUUCAGGGAGAGCAUGAAGCGGGUUGGAGAGAGGAGUCCUCUGGCCUCAAACAGCAAAGGGUCAAAGGACAGACCCUAUUCAGACCAGGGGGGGGACAGUAUUGACCCUGAAGUGACAUCUCUGACCCAUCAGCUGCCGCCCACUCACUCACCAAGUUUGAGUGCUGGGUCUCCUGUGGCCUCUCCCCUGAGGAGUCCAGGUGAGUUUUUUCAAAGGAAGGAGGGAGAAGAGGGUGCAGAAGAUUCACCACCAUCCCAGAAAAAACACUCCAGAACACACUCAGACCCAUCAACCAUUGGGGACUCUCUUCUGAAGAAGGGGGCUUCCAUUCGACGGAGUUUGCGACUUGUGGGGAAUAAGAAGGACAAGACCCUCAAACAGGAGCCGCUCCAGUCUGUCACUGAGAUCACAGUGGAGGAGAAGAGGGAGAAGAAGAAAGAAGAGAUCAAUGAGUCAUACAUACUCCCAGAGAUACCCCUCAUACCACCCUCAGGUAUGAGUGCUGGGUCUCCUGUGGGCUCUCCCCUGAAGAGUCCGGUUGGGUUCUUCCAAAUAAAGGAGGGAGGAGAGAUUGCAGAAGAUUCACCAUCAUCCCAGAAAAAACACUCCAGAACACACUUAGACCCAUCAACCAUUGGGGACUCUCUUCUGAAGAAGGGGGCUUCCAUUCGACGGAGUUUUCGACUUGCGGGGAAUAAGAAGGACAAGACCCUCAAACAGGAGCAGCUCCAGUCUGUCACUGAGAUCACAGUGGAGGAGAAGAGACGGGGGGAGGAGAGCGUAGAGAUCAAAGAGUCAUACAUACUCCCAGAGAUACCCCUCACACCCCUCUCAGUGAUGCAGAUCAACGAGCUGAUUAAGACUGAGGUGCUGGAGGAGGCCCACCUGAACCUCCUCUCCCUACGCCAGGAGUUCCAGCGGGAGAGGGAUGAGUGCACGGAGGAGGCCUCCCCCAUGGAGCUGGCAAAGAAGGAGAAGGACCUGAGCAUCCUUUACAGAGCCAUGCAGGAAAAGGUGAAGGAGAUAGUGCGCAACUCCAACAGCCUUCCCUCCCUCAACAAGGAGCUCCUGAUGCAUGUGGCCCGCGUCAUCCAGGAGGAGGAGAAGAGGGAGGCAGAGCCUGGGGGCGUGGUUGGGCUAGGGGACUGGCGGGGUGCCUGGAGGGAGGCUGUGAGCGAGGGGGUCGAGGCAACGUUGAAGAGAGUUCCUCUGGACAGGCCUGAGCAGAAUGCCUCCUGGCUGGCUAUCCACCUGGGUCUGCUGGGCAAGGCCAUCGUAGAAGACUUGGAGAAGGUGAAGAGAGAGCUGCAGGGCUCUUACCCACCCAGCUUCAACGUGUUCAGCACCUACAUGAGCUGUUACCAUGGUGCUGUCAGCCAGCACCUGAACACGCUUCAGCAGCAGGUGACAGAUCUGAAGGACUACUACGCCCUGCUGGACUGGAUCAUCAAUCACUAUGAGAGUGAGAAGAUAAUGAGCAGUCCUUCAUUGAGACCAGAGAUGGAGGCUGAGAAAACAGGCCUCUCACUGGAGGAGGGCUUCCUGGACCAGCUCAAGGGGAAGUACUGCAUGCGGGCUAAGGAGGACAUGAGAGCUUCGCUGGAUAAAAUAUUAGAGCUUGAAAAUGAGGACAUUUGGAUAAAGAAACAGGCACCAGAGACCGAUGAUGAACACUUCUUGAACUCUGACAUACACAUGGAUAUUUGGACGAAAGUUAAGAGCAAUGCUGUUAACUCCAAGAAGAUUGAUGUGAACCUGGAGAUGAGAGUAGUCUGUUCCUGCCUAGAAGAGUUACAGCAGUUUCCCAAACGAUUUGAGACUAAAUUAAGGUACUGCUGUAACAGUGUGGAAAACGCUUCGCUUUGGGCUGACUAUCAGAUAACCUACAUCAACAGCUUUACAGCUCUUAUGGAGCAUAUGGAGGGCUACAGGGAGAGCUGCCCAACACCGGUGGACCAUCUCAGCAGAGAGGUGGAUGGCCUGGUCCAUAGACUGGUCCAGAGCCUGGAGGAUCAGUUUAAAAAUGAUGUUAGGCCCUACCUCAGGAGAAUGAUGACGAGGAAGUGGCUCUCCACAGAUGAGGACUUCCAACAGCUGUAUAGCAGGACAGAGAAGCUGACCCAUCGCUGUUCACAAAUGAGACCUCCAUAUGUACAGACCUUUUUGAGCUGCUUGCACUACUACGUGGUGAAAGAGUAUGUCUCCCAGCUGAUGAAAAACAACUACUCCUGUAAGAACAGGAAGCAUGACAAAGCCGCCACCAAGAUGAGGGCGCAGUGGGAUAAACUCAAGGAUCUUUUUGAGGAAAUGACAACCCAUGACUGGCUCCACCCAGUAGGAGACCACCUGAGUAACAUCAUUGGGGAAACAAACAAGAGGAACAUAAAGAACCACCUGAAACUUUUAGUUGCUGACUACCCAGACAUCAGUAAGAAGCACCUGUCGGCUGUGCUGUACUUCAGGGGCUUGAUGCGGGGCAGGGAGAGACAGGUGAUCCUGCAGCGUCUCACUGAGCUGAAGAGGGAACUGGGAACCGCAGGGAACAUGGGAGAUAAUAGAAGAGCCCUCUUCAGUGAUAUGCAGGUCACUGUCACCAAUACAGACUGUCUGGCUGACAUUCCGUUAUUCUGCUUCCUCCUCCCAGACAGCUAAUAAACGGACCUAGAUACAGGAGCCUACGACAGAGAUGAUAACCUAACCAAACUGUCUGAGAAAAAUAACAUACUGUAUCACAAGUAGGAUCACCUCGCACAAAUCAAACUGAGAAUAAUGAUUCAUGUAAUCAAAGGGAUGCUUUAAGACACCUCGUUUGUUUCCUAUCAUGUAUUGUUACUACAGCCCACUGUCGCAAAAAGAAGCUUAGGACACAAAUAAUAAUGGGGCUGAUUUGCUAAAUGAAAGAACAGCUUUAAUAUAGCAGAUUGUGGCUUCCCUCAAUGUAAUUGUCUGCAUUUCCAAUCCCCGAUAUCUUUAUUUGUAAAUAUGUCUAUUAAAAUAUAUAUAUAUUUUCCUUGAUUAUUUUCCCCUAACCCUACCAUCCCUCUCCUAAUUGGCAUAAACUAUUGGACAACAACACUUAGGCUUCUACUUCCAGCUUAUACAUGCUAUAUACAUUUUAUGGACACAUUAUAUUUUACAAUAGUUCUCUUUUUGUUUUUAGUCCCAUCCUUCAGCUCCACUCAACCCUUCUCAUCGAUCUCUGAACACCAUCCAGUUUUGCCAUAUAUUGAACACCAUUUCAUUUGCCAUAUUUUUGAACUGUGCUGUGAUGUUUCACAAAACUUCUGAACCUUUCUAUUCUCAUAGAUUCUACAUAUUGUAAAUAAAUAAAUACUCAUUUGUCUAAGAGUUAUUAUAGUA
Messenger RNA from Oncorhynchus nerka (sockeye salmon), 3656 nucleotides. Its product is annotated as exocyst complex component 3-like protein 4. NCBI's taxonomy places the organism in Eukaryota, Metazoa, Chordata, Actinopteri, Salmoniformes, Salmonidae. Gene Ontology annotation, cellular component: exocyst. Gene Ontology annotation, molecular function: SNARE binding. The record is from RefSeq and is a predicted model, not a curated record. Gene Ontology annotation, biological process: exocyst localization; exocytosis.